AUGCCGCAUAAAUCAAAACAAGAAUGUAACAAUGAUCCUUACGUGAAUGAAAAAAAAACAAAAAAAAAAAAAAAAAAGAAGCAAAGUUAUUCUUUAAUAAAAGAAGUAAAUUAUUUGGAGGAAGACUACUUGACUUCAACCAACAAUAAAACAGAUUCACGAAAUAAAAAAAAAAUAUAUAUAGGAGAUGAAAAUAAACUGAAUGAUUUUCAAGAAGAUCAUUUAAAUAAUUUUAAUGAAAAAAGGGUAAAUUUUUCCAGUCAUUUGUCACCUUCAAAUGAUAAUAAAAUAUUUCAGAAACAGCAUAAAAAAGAAAAAAGAAAAAUAAACAAUAAUGAUAUAAAUGAAUCUAUAGAAUUAAAUGAAAUAAUUUGCCCUAAUGGCAAUCUUGAUAGAAUAAGUAAUAAUUUGUAUUCUCAUGAAAAAAAUAAAAAUGAAAUUAAUAGUGGUUAUAGUAUUGAAAAUCAAAAUACAUUAAAUAACAAUUUAGAUGAAAAUGUUAACGAUAAUCCGGUAGAGGAUGAACAAAUUUGUGAAGACUCAACUCAGAAUAAUGUUAAUAUAAGUAAUGAAUCAAAUAUUUUUAAGAAAAUUUUUAAUAAAAUAAAAAGAACUGUUAUUGAAAGAAAAGGAAAUCCCAUAACUAAUGAAAAUAUUGCAGAGAAUGAAGUGUCCGAAUUAAAUAUUAUAAAUGAUAAUAGAAAUGAACAGAAUAAUAAUUAUAAUGAGGAAAAUAGCAUGGGUGAAGAUAAUUAUAUGGUAAAUGGGAAUGUUGAUGAUUAUAAUAUAAGAGAGAAUAUAAAUGAACAAAAUGAAAGAACAAAUGAAAUAAUUAGCCUAAAUGAACUAAAUCCUAAUGAUGUCUUAGAUAAUAUGGUAUUAGAAAAUCAAGAAAACGAAACAAGAAAUAGAAUUUUAAAUUAUAAUGAUCGUAACAAUGAUAUAAAUAAUAAUACUGAUAAUAAUAGUAAUAAUUUUACUUAUAGAAAUAUUUCUAAUAAUAUCAUUUCUUAUUGCAAAAAUUAUAUGACUGAUAUAAAAGAAAAAAUUAAAAAAUAUUGGUUAGAACGAGUUCAAGAAGCAAACACGCAACUUAAUACACCUCAUCAAAGUUCAAAUAGACCAAACUUAAAUUCACGUGAAGAUGAAAAUGAUGAUCCAAGCUGUCUUCAAAUUCUUUUUUUUUUAGGAUUGAUUUGUAAGUUCCCAAUUUUGUGGAUAAUAGGAUCUAUUAUUUUUUGUGUAACACCUAAUGAACAUAAAAGAACCAAAAAGUGGAGUUUAAUAAAUUCUGUUUUUGCUUUUAUAAGUAUUAUUUAUUUUAUAUUAACUUCUAAAUUUAAAGGAUCAAAACCAGUUUUUUUUGUUGUUAUGAAUAAUAAUAUGGAAGAUAAAAAUAUUUUUAAUAAGGGUAUUAUUAAAUAUAAUAAUACUAUUAAUAAGAAUAGUAUAAUUUUGGAUGAAUUUUCUCCACAUUUUUGGUUAAGUAUAAAUUCAAAAAAAGUUUAUAAAACUAGCCAAACUUCUUUUUUAAAUUGGAACUUUAUAUCAUCUCAAAAGCCAAAUUCAAACAUAUUACUAAGUGGUAAUGUACAUAAAUUAUUAAACCGUGUGCAAGUUACUUUUGUAUUUGGAAAAGGAAAUAAAUGUCCAACUGGAGAAAUUGAAAAAAUAAAAUAUUUCUUAAAAGAUUUAAAAAAAAAUAUGGACCCAAUACCAUAUGAAAAAAUUAGAAUGACUGAUCAAGAUAUUCCUGAUAAUUUUUUUGGAGGUGGUCUGAGAUGUGAAAAAGUAGACAAACAUUUAAAUGAAAAAAAAGAUGAAAAAGAAAAAGAGAAAGAGAAAUGGUACUUAUUUUGGAAAGAAGAUGAUGAUAUAAAUAACGCAUUGAGUGAUUUUACUUUUAAUUCUUUCAUUCCCGUUGGAGAAGUUUUUUUUUUUAAAAAUGAAUACAAUUGUAGAAUAGCAUUUAUUUACCCAAAAAAUUUAAAUUUUGACCAGGUAGAUAUUCCACAUAAUUUUGUUGAAAUCAAAAGAAUUAUAAUAAAGUCUUUUUGA
Plasmodium gallinaceum is the source of this 2058-nucleotide messenger RNA. RefSeq names its product conserved Plasmodium protein, unknown function. The transcript is spliced from 3 exons. Bases 1 to 2058 code for a protein of 685 amino acids. The record is from RefSeq and is a predicted model, not a curated record. NCBI's taxonomy places the organism in Eukaryota, Apicomplexa, Aconoidasida, Haemosporida, Plasmodiidae.